Aspergillus bombycis is the source of this 3312-nucleotide messenger RNA. RefSeq names its product EF hand domain protein. The transcript has a single exon. The coding region runs from base 1 to 3312 and encodes 1103 amino acids. Lineage: Eukaryota; Fungi; Ascomycota; Eurotiomycetes; Eurotiales; Aspergillaceae. Gene Ontology annotation, molecular function: zinc ion binding; calcium ion binding. Gene Ontology annotation, cellular component: cytosol; intracellular membrane-bounded organelle; membrane. The record is from RefSeq and is a predicted model, not a curated record.
AUGCCGGGAUCUCAACCAAGGCCGGCCUUGUCACGGUAUCGUCCUAUCGUCUACCUGCUCACUGGUGUCGCAGCAGCUUACGCUCUUGUCUACAUUAACAAUCUUAUCAUCUCUUCCUCAUCCCAACCAUCUCUACGUCGCCGAAGAACUAUACGCCGCCCGCGAGGUCUAAGGAGACGAUCGGAAGUUGUGCCCGUCGAAACUCCUUCUUCCCGAGCCAUCGCACACCUUGAGCAAUUAGAGCGCCAGAAUGGAGUAUAUGGUACAUUUCGCAUAGAAACAGAAGAUGGCCGACGUGUGGAAAGUGGGUUGCUUCCCUCGUUGCUCGCAACCCGGGAUCAGCUCAUGGAGGACGUCGGCGUUCCCCAGGCUCAUGCGGAGCGGAUGCGCGAGAUGAUGGAAGACACGUUUCUGGAAUCAUUUCUCGCUCUGGACUUCCCGCCAGCGCAUACUGUGGAAGAGGGCAGCGCGGAAAGGAACUAUUUGACGGAGCAGCUUCAGCGGCGUGGGAUAUCGCGUGCGGGAAUCGAGAGGGCCUUGGCUCGGUUCAAUGAAGACAGCAACUACGGAGAAGAAUUGCGUCGCCGUCGACAGAACGGGGAGAGGGUUACCUUGUCCACUUCUACCUUCCCCGAUGAAUCUACGCCCGCGCAAAAUAUGGAUGGUGGGGAGACAGUCGUGGAUGAUCAGAGCGUCUUUUCCUGGCGCGAAGGGCACAACGACACCUCUCCGUCGAGGGAAGGCCAGAACCUACUCAACCUACUUUAUCAUAUCGCCGAGGACCAAGCACGGAGAGAUGGCUAUAUCCACAGAGGCGUAACAUGUAACAGUUGUGGCGCUAUGCCGAUCCAAGGCAUUCGGUACCGAUGCGCAAACUGCAUUGAUUACGAUCUCUGUGAGACGUGUGAGGCAAUGCAGGUUCACAUCAAGACCCAUUUAUUUUACAAAGUACGGAUCCCGGCUCCUUUCCUGGGGAACCCCCGACAGUCCCAGCCUGUUUGGUAUCCUGGAAAGCCUGCCAUGCUUCCCCGCAGUCUACAUCGAUCCCUGGCCAAACGUCUGAUGAAGGAUACCAAUUUCGAGAACACGGAGCUGGACGCUCUUUGGGAUCAAUUUCGUUGCCUGGCAAACCACGAAUGGGCAGAGGACCCUAACAAGCUCUAUAUGGCGAUUGACCGCAAGACAUUCGAUCGAUGCUUUGUGCCCAACACAUCGGUCCGCCCACCCCCUCCAAGCCUUAUCUACGAUCGAAUGUUUGCUUUCUAUGAUACGAAUGGUGAUGGUUUAAUUGGCUUUGAAGAGUUCUUGAAAGGCCUUGCAAGCCUUAAUAAUAAGAGCAACGAUGAGAGGCUGCGCCGUGUCUUCCGUGGCUAUGAUAUUGAUGGCGACGGCUACGUGGAACGGAAGGACUUCUUACGAGUAUUCCGGGCAUAUUACGCUCUCAGCAGAGAAUUAACACGAGACAUGGUGGCGGGCAUGGAAGAUGACUUCUUAGAGGGCGGUGCACGAGAUGUUGUUCUUGGGAGCCAGCCAAUCAGUUCUGCAUUUCCUGGCAGCAUACCUACAGGAGAGGUGUCUAGGACCGGAGAAGGCAAGCGCGUCAACCAUGAAGGAGACAUGGAAAUCGUGGACAACGAAGGUAUCUUGCGCCCCGACGGGACCGACACUGGUGACCGGCAUGCCGUCGUUGGUGACGCUGCUGUUAGGAGCCGAUACGGAAGUAUCCGACCAUUAUUUCCAUCCGUCCGGUUGCCUGACCAAGGUAGACCCGGAGACGAGAACGUAGAUGAUGCCAGCAGCUCUGAUGGCUCCAGCUCGUCGGUUGCUACUGACCGCUGGCCUCCGGCCGAACAUAUCCGCGACGAGGAUAUUGUGACGGCUCUUGGGGCCUAUGUUCCCCUAUCAGAGGUAACUGACCCAGUUGACAGGGCUCGGAUCGGCACUGCUGUAUACCACAGAAUGUUUGAUGAUGAUGAUAGACGAGUGGAUGCCGCUCGUAGAUACGGGAUAGAUGAGCGGUGGCGGCGAAGGGCAUUCUACACCGAUGAAGAAGAUGGCGCCGCUGCGCCUGAAGGCUACGAGACCGAUUCAGACGCGGAUGAUGUAUCGGUGGAGGAUGACCUCCGUAGCCAACAUCCUGAGCUUGAGUCACAUCCGCCAUCUCCUCGUUCCCGUUCUUCGUCCAAAGUGCGGUUCCAGGACGACGUCACUGAUGACUACGACGUGAGGUCAAAUCCGUCAACAUCCUCACGCAGUAUACUUGUUGGUGAGCGGUGGGGAGGGUUCGAAAUCCCUGAAGUAGAAAGGGACGUUGGAAAGGAAAUCUUAUACCAAGUCACGCAGCAAGGAUUUAACGAACUGCUUGAUAUACUGUUCAAGCCCAAGGAAGACCUGCUCAUGGAAGUUUAUCGAACGCGCACUGAGCGCAAGAUCUGGGCCCGAGAGAUUGAGCUGGUAGAACAAAUAGAUGCCGGGAAGCAUUUCGCCCGACUGAAUGGGCAGACCGUAGACGACGAGGUCAAAGAGGAGCUGGGGCCUUCCUUGCAUAACCCCUUCGGCCACAGGUCACUCGAAGAACUGCUUGAACGGGCGGGAUACACUAUCGGAAGCCCGCCUUUGGAGCCCGUCCGAGACGGACCCAUUCUUGCUCCUCCGUCGCCUAGAUUGCGGCUCCCGGACGACGAUGUCCGUCCAACUCACCUCGCUGAUCCCGAGGACUCAACCGAGCCUGCCUUGUCCGUGACCCAACAGGAAGAGCCGGAUGUUGCGCCUGCUGUUCCAUCACCAGAAUCCCCAGUAUCAGAACGGAGUCGGGCACCAUCUGUUGAGUCCGAUUUUGAUCCUACAUUGCCACAUCACCGUCCAGAUCAAGAUACCCAGGAGCUACCCGAUACCUCUGGAUCACACUUUAAUGCUUACAGCGCUUCCCCAACACACUCUACCUUCCCGCAAACCCUUCCUGCCGAACUUCGGCUCCAACCUAACGGUACAACCUCAUUCCCGGCACCGCCAUCAAUCGCCGCCUCCUCCCCCGAAGCAGAAGCAACGGCUCCCAAACUCUCCCCCUCACCAAUCCAACCUCUACCCCCUGCUUCCACUUCCACCCUUCCACCUCGAGAUGGUCCAACCAUGCCCCCGUCUCCACUGAUUCUCUCACGCUGGGCCUACCUCAAUCGUGUUGAACGUGAAGCAAAAGAACGAGGAGGCACAGGCGCCAGGCUUAGUUUCGAGGAAUUCUCGCAUCGUAUGGCAGCAGAUCGAGGGCGGAGAUUGGCAUUCGUAGCUAGCUGGAUUGAGAUGGCUAGCUUCUAG